GCGGGGCAGCGCCGCCGGGGAGGGGAAGUUUGCGGAACCAUUUUGGGGUGCCGGGCCGGAGCGUGGAUGCAGCCGGUGGAUGCGGAGUGUGCGCGGCCGUAAAUGGGGGGGAGUCGGGCCCGCAGCUGUAAGCACAACGCGUGGAGCGGCGCGGGGGCAGCCCGGCCCGCGCCCCCCAGCCGCCCCCCUCCCCGGGCUGCCGGCAGGGCCGCUGCCCCCAGCGCCUCUCGUGUGCGCGGAAACGCCAUGAGCUCCUUCACUCCCCAUGACGGGGAGAUCCGCCUGCAGCUCCUCGUGCUCGUGGAAGGGAGUCUUGUCUGCGUGCUGGCCGGGGAGUGAAACCGGCAAGGGCAAAGCAAUGAGCCGCCAGACUGCUACAGCACUACCUACAGGUACUUCAAAGUGUACGCCAUCACAGAGGGUGCCUGCGCUGACUGGCACUACAGCUUCCAAUAAUGACUUGGCUAGUCUCUUUGAGUGUCCUGUGUGUUUUGACUAUGUGCUGCCACCAAUUCUUCAGUGUCAGAGUGGCCAUCUUGUUUGUAGCAACUGUCGCCCCAAGCUUACCUGCUGUCCAACUUGCCGAGGCCCGCUGGGCUCCAUUCGUAACCUGGCUAUGGAGAAAGUUGCCAACUCCGUACUAUUCCCGUGUAAAUACGCCUCUUCCGGAUGCGAGAUAACUUUGCCACACACAGAGAAAGCAGACCACGAGGAGCUGUGUGAGUUUAGGCCUUACUCCUGUCCGUGUCCUGGCGCUUCGUGUAAAUGGCAAGGUUCUCUGGAUGCUGUUAUGCCCCACCUGAUGCAUCAACACAAGUCAAUCACAACACUUCAGGGAGAAGAUAUAGUGUUCCUUGCUACAGACAUUAAUCUUCCUGGUGCUGUUGACUGGGUUAUGAUGCAGUCUUGUUUUGGCUUUCAUUUCAUGUUAGUGUUGGAGAAACAGGAGAAAUAUGAUGGUCACCAGCAGUUCUUUGCCAUCGUACAGCUGAUAGGAACACGCAAGCAAGCAGAAAACUUUGCUUACCGGCUCGAGUUAAAUGGGCACAGGCGGCGAUUGACUUGGGAAGCCACUCCUCGAUCUAUCCAUGAGGGAAUUGCAACAGCCAUUAUGAAUAGUGACUGUCUAGUCUUUGACACCAGCAUUGCACAGCUCUUUGCAGAGAAUGGCAAUUUAGGCAUCAAUGUAACUAUAUCCAUGUGUUGAAAUGGCAACCCAACCUCUUCAGGCCAGUGUUGAAAACCGUUGCAUUUAAUUUAGCAGAAACUAGGGUAACCAUCUCUGACUGUCAGACAAAUUACUUGGUAGAUGGAGGGUAGAGGUAUAUGAAGGUAAAUAAAAGGAGAGGCUGUUAAAUUACAGGAAGCAGUUGCAUGUAGUAACAUUAAUAUAUUUAAAAUAAGUCAACAGUAAACCACUGAAAAUAUGUAUACACCCAAAAUGGGCAUCUUUUGUAUUAAGAAUUGAUUCUACAGGAAAUGUUGUAAAAUAAUUCUAAAAACUCGUUUGUAGAUUGAUUGUACUGUUGAAAAGGAUACUGUUUCGUGUUUUUGUUUGUGUUUUUUUCCUCCCCCCUUUGACUGACAAGCCAUGUUGAGCGGUCUGGUCUCUGGCCACCGCUUCCCCUCCUCCCCCCCACCUCCCCUUUGUAAGUCACUACAUAGUAUUGCUGCUGUUUGUGUAUAUUUUUUGUGUAUUUGCUAAUUUUUAUUAACUUCUAGUUUUUCAUUAAAUAAAUAUGACUUUCUUUUCUGUAAUUCAGGUUUUUCUCUUUCUUUUGUAUCUAUUUGAAAUUAAUUACAGGUGUCUUCUUUUGAUAUGCAUAAUUGCUAUGGUAAAAGUUAUAUUUCUGUAUGUUUGGUAAAUUGUCUCUUUCCAGUAGUCAGUUCAUUGGUGAUACUGUUCUUAAUUGAGCUAUUUUGUGAAUGUACUGCACUCGAAAGGAGUACUUAUGUUCAAAGCUGUAUCAGGAAAGAAAGCUCCUUUAAAAACAGGUCUAGAUGUUGUUGUACUUUGAGUUAUACUCUAACAAAAAUGAACACAUACUAAGAAUUUUCUGAAUUUCAAAAGAAAAAUGUCACGUUUCCGAUGGAGAGAUGCUUAGAACGUUGAUGCAUCUUUGUGUUUGUUGGUUUUGCAGUACAAAGAAGGUCUUGUCUCACAGUACCUGUAACUAUAAAACCAGACCGUUUGGGUUUAUUUUUAAAAAGGCAGUCAGAAUGAGAUGUUUUCAGUCUUUUUAUAUUUGUCAUUAAAAGAAUACUUGGCAAAUUUAAAAA
This is a messenger RNA of Colius striatus (speckled mousebird), 2280 nucleotides long. RefSeq names its product siah E3 ubiquitin protein ligase 1 (gene SIAH1). Gene Ontology annotation, molecular function: ubiquitin protein ligase activity; ubiquitin conjugating enzyme binding; zinc ion binding. Lineage: Eukaryota; Metazoa; Chordata; Aves; Coliiformes; Coliidae. The coding region runs from base 266 to 1207 and encodes 313 amino acids. Gene Ontology annotation, cellular component: cytoplasm. The transcript is spliced from 2 exons. Gene Ontology annotation, biological process: multicellular organism development; proteasome-mediated ubiquitin-dependent protein catabolic process. The record is from RefSeq and is a predicted model, not a curated record.